GUACCACCUACAUCCGUAACCCAUUCGCCAAUCACUGCCGGCCAUCCCUCGUCCACUGCUAUUCAGUGGUCUCUUCUUCCGCCAAACAUGAAGAUCAAGACGCUCUCGCGCUCGCUGGAUUCUCAUGCUCCCGCGUCCAUCGGAGCGCCAGCUCCUGUCUCUCGGAAUCUGGACCCGUCCCUGCACCCCUUCUCGCAGGCAAGGGAGUACACAAGAGCCCUCAAUGCCGUCAAGGUCGAGAGGAUGUUCGCCAAGCCCUUUGUGGCAGCAUUGGAGGGUCAUGGAGAUGGAGUGUAUGUAGUGGAGAUGGAUCCGGAGAGGGGCAAUAUCGUGGCCAGUGGCGCAGGAGAUGGAGAGAUCAGGCUGUGGAAUCUACCGACUCGGUCCCUGUUGCAAUCCAUCCCGCGAGCCCACGAUAGCGUCAUCCAGUCCCUUUGCAUCUCCCCCCUGACCUUCUCUCCAUCACCCUCCGGACUUGGCACCAAGAGGUUGCUGAGCUGUGGUACUGAUCGGACGAUCAAGUUGUGGGAUGCCAAUCCCGACAAUGGGCGGAUGGAAGUACCAGAGGAGGGCAAUGACGAAGAUGGGACUCUCGGGUGGCUGAAGGAGAAGGAGGUGGAUCGGACAGAGCCUCUCCUCACAUGGCACUCGAAGACUUCGUUCAACUCUCUCACCCAUCAUGCCAGCUCGCCGAUCUUUGCUUCAUCUUCCAACGUCAUCCAACUGUGGGAUUUGUCCCGCGGACAAUCCUCCUCUUCUUCCUCAUCUACCUCUGCCGCUCUUCAAACACUAAAGUGGGGCUCUACAACGUCUGACGAGGCAGAAGCCAUCAAUGUGGUCAAGUACAAUCAGUCCGAGCCCGAGCUCCUUCUUGCCUCGGGCUCCAGUCGUUCCCUGAACCUCUACGAUACUCGCUCCUCAUCAGCAAUAGGUGGGGUCAAGAUGAAGAUGCGAUCUAACGACCUGGCCUGGAACCCUAUUGAGCCUACCGUCUUUGCAGUGGCAUCAGAGGACCAGAACAUCUACACUUUCGACAUGCGCAACUUGAGUAGUGCCACACAGAUCUACAAGGAUCACGUCUCUGCCGUCAUGAGCGUUUCCUACUCUCCUACAGGUCAAGAGCUGGUGAGCGGUGGCUACGACAGGACUGUGCGCCUGUGGAACGUUGGUAGGGGCAACCACUCGAGGGACGUCUACCACGCUGCUCGGAUGCAGAGGGUCUUCUCUACCAAGUUCACUCUUGAUGCCCGCUUUGUCCUCACGGGCUCCGACGACGGCAAUCUGCGACUUUGGAAGUCGCGAGCAUCCGAGAAGCUCGGCAUCCUCAGCGGUAAAGAGCUCAAGGCCAACGAGUACCGUCAAGCCCUCAAGAAGAAGUACGGUGGCGAAGGACCCGGCUCUUCCAGGAAUGGCGGUGCUGGUAUUGGUGAUAUUGGCAAGAUUAGUAGACAGAGGAGAGUGCCAAAGGCGAUUAGGAGCGCGCAGACAUUGAAGAGGGAGAUGCUCGAAGCAGAGAGGGUCAAGGAGGACAGAAGGAGGAAACAUACCAGAAAGGGAUUGGAGAAGCCAAAGGCGGCUAGGAAGGAUAUGAUCCUUGGCAAGAGGGAGUGAGUGGAGAGGGUCUUUUUUUGCUCGCGUUCUCUCAAUCGUUACGAAGCUAUUUACGACACCCAUGGCGACAAAGACGAAGUAUGGAUGAA
Molecule: messenger RNA, 1700 nt
Organism: Microstroma glucosiphilum
Lineage: Eukaryota; Fungi; Basidiomycota; Exobasidiomycetes; Microstromatales; Microstromataceae
Product: WD40 repeat-like protein
Exons: 3
Coding region: 88-1611 (507 amino acids)
Biological process (GO): maturation of SSU-rRNA from tricistronic rRNA transcript (SSU-rRNA, 5.8S rRNA, LSU-rRNA)
Cellular component (GO): small-subunit processome; nucleolus
Molecular function (GO): protein binding
Source: RefSeq, a predicted model, not a curated record